AUGAGAGAUAUUGGAAAAAGCAAGCGAGCGGAGGAAGACGAGUGGACGGGAAGAGAUAAGGCUAGGGAUGAGAGCGCUGGAUAUGAUUUUUUUACCGGGAAGUAUAUAUUUGAUAUUGUUUCUCUUUUUCUUUUUCUAUUUGACUGCAGUGAAGUUAGUGGUGACAGAGAAGUGCAACGAACUAUGUUGGAGUUGCUGAAUCAGCUAGAUGGAUUUAGCAGUGAUGAGAGGAUAAAGGUGAUAGCUGCAACCAAUCGUGCAGAUAUUCUUGAUCCUGCUUUACUCCGUUCUGGUCGCCUGGACCGAAAGAUUGAGUUCCCUCAUCCGACGGAAGAAGCAAGAGCUCGGAUUUUGCAAAUUCACUCAAGAAAGAUGAACGUACAUCCUGAUGUCAACUUUGAGGAGCUGGCUCGUUCAACUGAUGAUUUCAAUGGUGCACAGCUGAAGGCUGUUUGUGUGGAAGCUGGCAUGCUUGCUCUACGGAGGGAUGCUACAGAGAUGAUCCAUGAAGAUUUCAAUGAAGGCAUUAUCCAAGUGCAAGCAAAGAAGAAGUCCAGCUUGAAUUAUUACGCUUAGUUUCCCUUCAAGUAAUCAGAACGCGCUGUUUGUAACACUCGGUACCAUUUUUAUUUGGAAUAUAGUUUAAAUCUUGAACCCUCCUGAUUGUGUGAAGCACUCUUGCUUUGUGCCUGUACCCGCAGAGAUUAUUUCUAACCAAUUGCUCUGUGCCGAAAAUGCAAAUUGUGGUUUACGAGUAUAUGGCUUGCUUAGGAUGGCAUUAGCUCGGUGCCAGAUUGGUGUUCCGAGCGACUCACGGGUUGCUUUUCUAUCAGUAUGUCUGGUCCUGUGUGCAUGAGAGUUUGUAGUUUGUUUUUGGAGACUGAAUGAGUGCUGAUGACCUGCAAUGAAUUUGAGUUAACGCUGA
Messenger RNA from Hordeum vulgare subsp. vulgare (domesticated barley), 925 nucleotides. RefSeq names its product 26S proteasome regulatory subunit 6A homolog. Gene Ontology annotation, cellular component: proteasome regulatory particle, base subcomplex. The record is from RefSeq and is a predicted model, not a curated record. Gene Ontology annotation, biological process: proteasome-mediated ubiquitin-dependent protein catabolic process. Gene Ontology annotation, molecular function: proteasome-activating activity; ATP hydrolysis activity; ATP binding. The coding region runs from base 1 to 576 and encodes 191 amino acids. The transcript is spliced from 5 exons. Lineage: Eukaryota; Viridiplantae; Streptophyta; Magnoliopsida; Poales; Poaceae.